Messenger RNA from Micromonas pusilla CCMP1545, 732 nucleotides. RefSeq lists its product as uncharacterized. The transcript has 2 exons. Lineage: Eukaryota; Viridiplantae; Chlorophyta; Mamiellophyceae; Mamiellales; Mamiellaceae. The record is from RefSeq and is a predicted model, not a curated record. Bases 1 to 732 code for a protein of 243 amino acids.
AUGUACCAACGGAACAACAUGAUGCGCAAACCGCACGCGGACAUCCCGGUGUAUUACAACGGCCCGGGCGCGAGCGCGAUGCCCGGGAUGGGCGGCGGCGGGGGGUCGAGCCGCGAAAGAGAGCGAAAGAGAGGCCGCGGCGGUGCGAUCCCGUGGCACCUCCUCACGAAGUCGAACGUCUACGCCGCGUGCAAGGGCAUCCUGUUCGUGUGGUGCGUCCUCGCGCUCGUGUGGGUGGGGAAACUCCACGGAGACAAGGAGGAGCUCAAGGGGAAGCUCUCGUCGACCGGCAUCCAGAAGGUGCGCGAGUCCAUCGCGCAUCGGAGAGAGAAGGAGAACCUCCACAAAGAGAUCGAGGCGCACAAGGAGAAGCACGGCGAGGCGCACUCGCGCGCGGAGGAAGCGACCGCGAUCGCGUCGAAGCACGCGGAUGAUCUCGACAAGCUGCGCGCCGAGCUCGACCACGCGCGAUGGGAGACGUCGGAGAGGGACAAGAGCUUGAGGCAGCUCGAGGCGCGUCUGAAGAAGUGCGAGGACAGAAGCGCGAGGCGCGGCCGGGGCUCGCCCGUCCCGCCGAAGACCGGAAACACCUCGCCGUCGCCGACGCCCGGAAACCGAACCGCCGCGGGUGCCGAGAGGACGGCCGAGGAGCGGCGGGUGGUUCGGCGGGGAUACGAAGCCCAAGUCGCCGGAGGAGAGACGCGCGGCGAUGGAAGAUCCGGAGACGGAUGA